Molecule: messenger RNA, 3324 nt
Organism: Pichia membranifaciens NRRL Y-2026
Lineage: Eukaryota; Fungi; Ascomycota; Pichiomycetes; Pichiales; Pichiaceae
Exons: 1
Coding region: 1-3324 (1107 amino acids)
Biological process (GO): regulation of GTPase activity
Source: RefSeq, a predicted model, not a curated record
AUGUCGGCAGCCCCACUCGCAAAGAUAAACUCGUCCUCGAGUGAAAUACCCACCCCUUCGCCACUCGAAACAGAGUUCGAGAGCAACACGGUAACGACUCCAACCACCAAUGCGUUUCCAAACUCGACCUCCUUCACGUCGCUGACGCAAACUCCGCCGUCGCUUCUGACAAGGAAUCCGUCUACCCUCUUUGAUAAGAACCUCGUGGAAACCCUAAAAAAACUGGCAAUAAAAAACAAAGGUGAGUUUAGAUGUUCCAACGUUCAGUGGGCCUUUGGUCUCGAUGACGACAAGCUCAAAAACAACAAACACGUAUCUAUCAAGACUUUGCUAAAUAAUUCGUUCCACUGGAAUUUCGUCAAGCUGCUUGUUUCCGCCGAAGGAAAAAUCACCGCAGGCAACUCAUUGCUGAUUGUGUCGGAUAUCCAAGAGUGUGGAAUUGACAUUUUCAACUUCGACUUGAUUGUGAAAUUGACCCCGAAAACAGGCAAUGCCAAAUCUUAUUUUUUCAAAUUCACCAACUUCAAUGACUACUUGGAGUUUCUUGCAUGCUUGCUUUCCUGGCACGGGUUGAAACAGAAAGGAUUGGUUUCGAAAUGGAACUUCACCAACUCUAUAAUCUACAACGACAACUUAAAGCCUAACGAAAUCAUCGUCUGUCGUUUCAAAGUCUUCGGCCCGCUACCCGCCUCAAGCACAAAAGUACAUAUUGACGAAGAUGGUCCUGAAAACCCCGUGUUUCCGACUCCCACAGACUCCAACUACAAGGAAGGUUGGUUCACCGUUAUUGGCCAUUUGUUACCAACAGGUAUCCUCAAUUUAGUAUCAGAAUUGGAUGGCACUCUCCUAUACUCAAUUAACGUCACCCUUUUGUUCAAUUCCGAAAUAAGGGUAUUGCAUCACUCAAUCUUACAAAACUCAAAUGUUUUGUUUUUAGGAUUUAUCGACGUGUUGAGAGAAAGCCACGACCUCCAUCCUGCAUCAGGCCUACAAUUCAUCCGAGAUAAUAAUUUCAAAGACGUUAGUCGUAUUUUGAUAGAUUUUGAUUUGCGAAUCGAUUUAGAAGAUUGGUUUGUUGCUUUAUCUUCAUUCACGAAACUGGAAUAUGUAGGUAAUCAGUUCACAGGAAACCGCCUCAAAAUUUCUGAGGAAUUGUCUCUUGAAAUAAUGGAAGCACAGUUUCAAUUGGAUAACCACGCCAUCGCAAAUAGUUCCAAUAACAAUUUUGCUGACAGCCUGAAGGAUUCAUGUUUAUAUUGCGAACUAAUUCUAUGGAACACUCCCUGGUUUAGAUCUGCUAUUGUCAAGACCGAUCAGCAUGCAUCAACUUUCUGGAAGGAACUAAUAAAUCUGAAGCUACCUAUUUCCAAUUCCAAUGACUUCAAAAUUCUUAUCAAAAGAGCAAAAUCAACAGAUUCUUACAAUAUUGACGGAGAAAACUCUGACGAAAUUAUAGGCACUUGUUUCGUUAACUUGGAGCUUUUCGAAGACGUCCAAUUUUUACAGAAAAUUCCAAUUCACAAUUUACAGAAUAAGUUGAUUGGUAAACUGAUGAUCAAUCUUUCUCAAGACGAGACCGUCAUCUUACCUUUCCAAAAAUAUAAAUCACUAGAAAAUAUUUUAAUGAACUCCAAGAUUGAGUCCCUAAUUUCUUACUUGGAGCCUAAAUCAAGCACCUCAACUCUAGAAGCUUGGUCAAUAAUGUUGUUAGAUAUUUAUCAAAGCUUAGGCAAGGAAGACGAGUAUUUCGAAACUUUGAUGAAGUACGAACUUUCUCCGAUCGAUUCACUCAAUAAUUCCAACAUCAGUGAUACACUUGGUUCCCACAACAACAGUACCGACAAUACCCUCAAUAUAAACAAUAGCAAUAAUAGCAAUGGCGGAACUGCAAACAAUAGUUUCCGUUAUCAUACCAUUUUUAGAGGCAACUCAAUGCUUUCAAAAUCCUUAGAGAAAUAUACCGUUAGAGUGGGCCAUGAAUAUCUAGAAAAGUUGUUAGGCAAAUUUAUUGAAAAGGUUCGGGUUGAAGACCUCAACUGUGAAUGUGAUCCAAAAAUUGAACCUGAAACUUACCAAGAGAAUUAUCAAAACCUUUUAAGAUAUGUUGAAUAUCUAUGGAAUAGAAUAUACCAGACAACCAAUGAUAUUCCAUCAAGUAUCAAAGUCCAAUGGAAAAACCUACGCCAAAACGUGGAACUUUCAGUUGAUUUAAAUGACAAGGAGACUCCUCUCAAUGCAUUGAGUUCCUUCAUUUUCUUAAGAUUUCUAUGCCCAGCCAUCUUGAGUCCUAAAUUGUACAAUUUAUCCAAAACGCAUUACUCGGGCAAAAUAUCACGUACAUUGGUUUUGAUUGCUAAAGUACUCAUGACUUUUUCAAAUAGAUCCAAAUUUCAGAAACAUAGGGAACCAUUUUUGAUACCAUUGAAUGAUGACUUCAUAGAGAAACACCGAGAAGAAAUGUUGAUUUACUUUGAUAAAGUGACGUUCAGAAAGAUGGAUUUCAAUGAAAGGGUUUUGAAUAUGUCAAAUAUUGUUGACAGGAUCCAGUUGAACACUUCGAAGGACAUUUUAAACGAGUUACCAACCAUGCCAUUUUUGAUUGACAAAUAUUUGAAUAUUGCCAAAUUGGUGGAAUUGCUCAGCAAAUUUUACCAGGCAGAAAAGGAAGAGGUUGGACCUGAAAAGGAUAGCAUAGGUAAUUAUCAAAUUGAAGGAUUCGAUGAUACUGGCCUGGAUGAUGAUUUCCUUACGUCGUUAAUCAAUGAUGAAAACAAUGCAUUGAACAGCUUGCUAUCCAAACACGAGUUCAAAUUGAAGGAUAUGAAAAAGCAAUCUGCUGUACUGUUGAAGGAAACCGAAUCUGUGGAAAAACAAUUAAUUGAGGCGGAAUACCCACAUAACAUCGAUGACAUAUGGGAUACGUAUGUUUCGUGCUUGAUUAGAAGUUGUCGUUUGAACAUUGCCACCACGAGCACUACUCCGACGAGUAUGACAAUGGUAAGGAAUUCCGAUUCUGAUGGCCAUGUUAUAUUCGACUCUGACUUAUUUCACAAUAUGAGUCUACAACCGAACGAGGAUGAGUUAUCAAAGCUGAACACUUUUUUGACCAGUCUUAUGGUUCAAAACGAAAAGAAGAAGUUGAACAAGUCAACUCUGAUCAGUAACCGGUCGGGUAGUGCUGUUAGUGCGACCCAGCUUCAGGGAAAUGGCUUUGGCAGCCCUGAGAAGCCUAAGAUCAAGCUGGGGAAGAAGGUUUCUGAAAGUGAUGAGAGCGGGAAGAAAAAGACACUGUUUAGGAAUAUCUUCAAACGCGGCAAAAACUAG